This is a messenger RNA of Impatiens glandulifera, 1902 nucleotides long. RefSeq names its product exocyst complex component EXO70A1. The record is from RefSeq and is a predicted model, not a curated record. Lineage: Eukaryota; Viridiplantae; Streptophyta; Magnoliopsida; Ericales; Balsaminaceae. Gene Ontology annotation, biological process: exocytosis. Gene Ontology annotation, molecular function: phosphatidylinositol-4,5-bisphosphate binding. The transcript is spliced from 11 exons. The coding region runs from base 15 to 1889 and encodes 624 amino acids. Gene Ontology annotation, cellular component: exocyst.
AAAACUCAGGAGGCAUGGCAGUUGGACCUUUUGCGAAGGAAACCCUAGCGGAGAGGGCAAUAAUGACGAGGGAGUCACUGCAGAAGAGCCAAAUCAUCACUGACAACAUGAUUACCAUUCUAGGCUCAUUCGAUCACCGUCUAUCCGCCCUAGAGACCGCCAUGCGCCCCACCCAGAUAAAGACGCAUUCGAUUCGGAGGGCUCAUGAGAACAUUGAUAAGGCACUGAAGUCUGCUGAAGUGUAUUUAGGUCAAUUUGACCUAUCACGACAGGCCGAGGCAAAGUUAUUGCGAGGGCCGCAUGAAGAUUUGGAGAGUUACAUACAAGCGGUUAACCAGAUGCGGAACAUUGUGACAUUUUUUAGUAGUAACAAAAGCCUCAAGAGUAGUAUGGGGGUGCUUAACCAUGCGAACAACUUAUUAUCAAAGGCAAUGCUAAAAUUAGAAGAGGAAUUUCGACAGAUCUUGACAUUGCACAGCAAGCCUGUGGAACCUGAUCGUCUUGUUGACCUAAUACCAAAUAACAUGCGACCAUCAGCUGGCGAAUCAGGCAACAAGAGACCAUCCAACGCCAGCUUGGAUACUACUGUUUUCACACCUCCUGUUCUUAUGCCACCAAGGAUUCUGCCAUUGCUACAUGAUCUAUCUCAACAGAUGAUUAAGGCUGAGCACCAACACCAACUCUUUGAUAUUUAUAGUGAAACCCGGACCGUAGCUUUGGAACUAAGCAUAAAAAAAUUAGGAGUGGAGAAACUAAGUAAAGAUGAUGUGCAGAAGAUGCCCUGGGAGGUUUUGGAAUCUAAAAUUGGAAAUUGGAUUCAUUACAUGCGAAUUUCUGUCAAACUGUUGUUUGCUGGGGAAAAGAAAAUUAGUGAUCAAAUAUUUGAAGGUUGUGAUUCUCUUAGGGAGCAGUGUUUUGCAGAAAUUACUGGUGCCAGUGUUGGUGUACUACUCAGCUUUGGGGAAGCUAUUGCCAAAAGCAAGAGGUCACCUGAGAAAUUAUUUGUUCUUCUAGACAUGUAUGAGAUAAUGAGAGAGCUUCAGCCAGAGAUGGAAACAAUUUUUGAAGGAAAGCAUUGUGCGGAUAUGAGAGAUUCUGCUGCUGCUUUGACAAAGCGUUUGGCACAGACAGCCCAGGAGACCUUUGCUGAUUUUGAGGAUGCAGUUGAAAAAGAUGCAACCAAGAAUGCUGUUCUAGACGGAACUGUCCAUCCGCUGACAAGUUAUGUGAUAAAUUAUGUGAAGUUCCUCUAUGACUAUCAGUCCACAUUGAAACUACUUUUCCAAGAAUUUGAUGCAACUGAUCCAGAUGAGCAGUUGGCAAAUAUAACAACACGGGUCAUGCAGGCUCUUCAGAAUAACCUCGACGGGAAGUCCAAGCAGUAUAAAGAUCCUGCCUUGACUCAACUGUUUCUUAUGAACAACAUCCACUAUAUUGUUAGAUCUGUCCGCAGGUCAGAGGCGAAGGACAUGUUGGGUGACGAUUGGGUACAAAUUCACAGAAGAAUAGUUCAGCAACAUGCAAAUCAAUACAAGAGGAUAUCGUGGUCCAAGAUCCUUCAGUGUAUGACGGUUCAGGGAAAUGAUAGUGGAGGAGCGAUUUCAAGGGCAGGAGUAAAAGAUCGGUACAAAACAUUUAAUGUUCAAUUUGAAGAGCUUCAUCAGAGACAAUCACAAUGGACAGUUCCUGAUAGUGAGUUGCGUGAGUCUCUUAGACUUGCCGUGGCUGAAGUCCUUUUGCCUGCCUACAGAUCUUUCAUCAAACGAUUUGGGCAUAUGAUUGAGAAUGGGAAAAACCCGCAAAAAUACAUCAGGUUUACACCAGAGGAUCUUGAGAGAAUGCUGGCCGAGUUUUUUGAAGGGAAGACAUGGGGUGAACAAAAGCGAUAACUGUAGUGAGAGU